GCCGGCCGGUGCAGACCCAGGCCCCAGGGUGCCGGGAGCUGGAGGCGGUUGGAGAGGGGGCGGUGGCCGCCGCUGGGUCGCCGAAAGUUGCCCUCACUGCAGAUGGACACUGAGGUGAAAUGCACGCUUGCUGCCCCCCAGUAACUUUGGAUCAGGAUCUUCACAGAAAAAUGCAUAGCUGGAUACUGCAGACUCUAGCGUUUGCUGUAACAUCUCUCGUCCUCUCCUGUGCAGAGACCAUCGAUUAUUAUGGGGAAAUCUGUGACAAUGCAUGUCCUUGUGAGGAAAAGGACGGCAUAUUAACUGUGAGCUGUGAAAACCGGGGCAUCAUCAGUCUGUCUGAAAUUAGCCCUCCCCGUUUUCCAAUCUAUCACCUCUUGUUGUCCGGGAACCUCUUGAACCGUCUCUAUCCCAAUGAGUUUGUCAAUUACACUGGGGCUUCAAUCUUGCACCUGGGUAGCAAUGUUAUCCAAGACAUUGAGACUGGGGCCUUCCAUGGGCUACGGGGUUUGAGGAGACUGCACCUGAACAAUAAUAAACUAGAACUUCUGCGAGAUGACACCUUCCUAGGCUUGGAGAACCUGGAAUACCUACAGGUUGAUUACAAUUACAUCAGCGUCAUCGAACCCAACGCUUUUGGGAAACUGCAUUUGUUGCAGGUGCUUAUUCUCAACGACAAUCUCUUGUCAAGUUUACCCAACAAUCUUUUCCGUUUUGUGCCCUUAACGCAUUUGGACCUGAGGGGGAACCGGCUGAAACUUCUGCCCUAUGUGGGGUUAUUACAGCACAUGGAUAAAGUGGUGGAGUUACAGCUGGAGGAAAACCCCUGGAAUUGCUCCUGUGAACUAAUCUCUCUCAAGGACUGGCUGGACAGCAUCUCCUAUGCUGCCCUGGUGGGGGAUGUGGUUUGCGAGACGCCCUUCCGCUUACACGGAAGGGACUUGGACGAGGUAUCUAAGCAAGAACUUUGCCCAAGGAAACUUAUUUCUGACUAUGAGAUGAGGCCUCAGACUCCCUCCAGCACCGCGGGCUACUUACACACCACCCCAGCCUCAGUGAACUCCGUGGCCACUUCCUCCUCUGCUGUUUACAAGCCCCCAUUGAAGCCCCCCAAGGGAACCCGCCAACCCAACAAGCCCAGGGUGCGCCCCACCUCUAGGCAACCCUCUAAAGACUUGGGCUACGGCAACUAUGGCCCCAGCAUUGCCUACCAGACCAAAUCCCCGGUGCCUUUGGAGUGUCCCACCGCGUGCACUUGCAACCUGCAAAUUUCAGAUCUGGGCCUCAAUGUCAACUGCCAGGAGCGAAAGAUCGAGAGCAUCGCAGAACUGCAGCCCAAACCCUACAAUCCCAAGAAAAUGUAUCUGACGGAGAACUACAUCGCCGUGGUGCGCAGGACUGACUUCCUGGAGGCCACUGGGCUGGACCUCCUGCACCUGGGCAACAAUCGCAUCUCUGUGAUCCACGACCGAGCCUUUGGAGACCUCAGUAACCUCAGGCGGCUCUACUUGAACGGCAAUCGCAUCGAGAGGCUGGGCCCCGAGUUGUUCUACGGUCUGCAGAGCCUGCAGUAUCUCUUCCUCCAGUACAAUCUCAUCCGCGACAUCCAGCCUGGGACUUUCGAUCCCGUCCCAAACCUCCAGCUGUUAUUUCUGAACAACAACCUGCUGCAGGCCCUGCCCUCGGGGGUCUUCUCCGGCCUGACCCUGCUGAGACUCAACCUGAGGAGCAACCACUUCACCUCCUUGCCCGUGAGCGGAGUUUUGGACCAGCUGAAGUCGCUCAUCCAAAUCGACCUUCACGACAACCCCUGGGACUGCACGUGCGAGGUGGUGGGCAUGAAGCUCUGGGUGGAGCAGCUCAAGGUGGGCGUGCUGGUGGACGAGGUCAUCUGUAAAGCGCCCAAGAAAUUCGCCGAGACGGACAUGCGCUCCAUUAAGUCCGAGCUGCUCUGCCCAGACUAUUCGGACGUGGUGGUCUCCACGCCCACGCCCUCGUCCAUCCAGGGGCCGUCGUCGAGGACCAGCUCGGGGACGCCCGCCGUGCGCUUAAACAGCACCGGGUCCCCCGAGGGCUUGGGAGCCGGGGCCGGGGCGUCGUCGUCGUCGUCGUCGUCGUCUUCUUCUUCUUCGGUGCCCUUGUCGGUGCUGAUCCUCAGCCUGCUGCUGGUGUUCAUCAUGUCCGUGUUCGUGGCCGCCGGCCUCUUCGUGCUGGUGAUGAAACGUCGCAAGAAGAGCCAGAGCGACCACGCGAGCACCAACAACUCCGACGUGAGCUCCUUCAACAUGCAGUACAGCGUGUACGGCGGCGGCGGCGGCGGCGGCGGGGGUGGGGGCGGCGGCGGCGGCGGCGCGGGGGGCCUCCCGCACGCGCACGGGCACCACCGGGGACCCGCGCUGCCCAAGGUGAAGACGCCCGCGGGUCACGUGUACGAGUACAUCCCGCACCCCCUGGGUCACAUGUGCAAAAACCCCAUCUACCGCUCGCGGGAGGGCAACUCCGUGGAGGAUUACAAGGACCUGCACGAGCUCAAGGUCACCUACAGCGGCAGCAACCAUCACCUGCAGCAUCAGCAGCCGCCGCCGCCGCCGCCGCCGCCGCCGUCCGCGUCCCAGCAUCCGCAGGCGCAGCCGCCGCCGCCGCCGCUGCAGCUGCAGCCGGGGGAGGACCGCGAGGGCCGCCACCUGCGGAGCCCCGCCUACAGCGUCAGCACCAUCGAGCCCCGGGACGACCUCCUGGCGCCCGUGCAGGACGCUGAUCGCUUCUACAGGGGCAUUUUAGAGCCAGACAAACACUGUCCCACCGCCCCAGCCGGCAGCAGCCUCCCGGAAUACCCUAAAUUCCCUUGCAGCCCCGCUGCUUACACGUUCUCCCCCAACUAUGACCUGAGACGCCCCCAUCAGUAUUUGCACCCGGGGGCGGGGGACAGCAGGCUGCGGGAACCGGUGCUCUACAGCCCCCCAAGUGCUGUGUUUGUAGAACCCAACCGGAACGAGUAUCUGGAGUUAAAAGCAAAACUAAACGUUGAGCCGGACUACCUCGAAGUGCUGGAAAAACAGACCACAUUUAGUCAAUUCUAAAAAAAAAAAAAAAAAAAAAAAAGCAAAGAAACUCCGGUGGAGGUUUUGCAUUUAAAUAACAAAGCGAGCAGACACACGCGGCGAACCCGUUGGAUUAAUUGUGUUGUCUCAACGUUUAGGGUGAAGUGCCUUGGCACGGGAUUCUCAGCUUCUUGAGGGAAAGAUUACUGGAAGGGUGUGCAAUUUACACACGGGAAACAUUUGUGUAAGCUGGGCACGUAUGUUGGGGGGAGGGGUGAGUAGAGGAGCAGGGCUUGAAGGAGCGCGAUGCGUAGCGAGGAUGACUUGUCAGAAGUAGCAGUCAUUUCUGUCCCUGGUUGGCAGUGUUGGGAAGGGUGGGCAGGUGUAGCUAGUGCGCCUCCUUCUUGACUCCUCCUCCCUAGUCCUUUUCUCCCGUUCCAAGCCAUGGGUGGGACUGGAUGGCUUUGCUGGAGAGAUUAGCACACCCCAACUUUUAAUAGGAAGUUUGUUCUCUCUCUUCCCUUCCCACCCCUCCCACCUCCCUUCUUUACUCCUUUCCUUUGUUUUUAAAGGAUGUGUUUAUAUGCAUUCUGGACAUUUGAAUUAAAAAAAAAAAAAAGAAGUCUUGUGAUCCAGAAAUGGAUCAUGAUAGAUGUGGACAAAUCAUUAAAAUGAGAGAGCUAUAUGAUCCAUAAUUGAUUAGUCAAAAUAACUUAUUGAUGAAAUAUACAAAUAUUUUAUUGUAGCACCUAUUUUUAUAUGCACAUUUAGCAUUCCUCUUUCCUUCACUCUUUAGCCUAUGAUUUUCUUCACAGAGGUGUCUGGUUGUAUUAGGAGCUGCAUUUCAAAAUUGAAGUGAGAGCAGAAAGGCCUUUUACAUCUUUAAAGAUAGGGAGCUUUUUGUGACAAAAUAUUUAAAAGUCGAUGCACCCCACCCAAUUGGAUCUGUAAUUUAAAAAAUUAGCUGAUUUUAUCCCAGUGUAUAAAAAAAAAGGAAUUGAUUGGGUCAUUUGAGAAUUGUAUGGAAAUUUUUGGUUAUAUCAGAAAUUAAAAAGAAUUUUUAUUAGUGAACCAAAUGAUGUAUGGAUUUGACUACUAUUGUAGCCGAGCUUUGAUUGUGUAACCAAACCAAAUUGUGUUUGUACAGACCCAGGUGAACUGGCACCUCAGAAGACCACUUGAUGGACUGUACAAGUCUGUACCCAUGUCUUCAUCCCUCUGGGCAGCAGGCAGUGUUAUAAUGACAAACAGGAUCUCUGUAAGAUGGGGCUACUGUUGUUACAGUCUCAUAUGUAUCCCAGCACAUGUAAUUUUUUAAAUAGUUUCUGAAUAAACACUUGAUAACUAUGUCCAA
Messenger RNA from Jaculus jaculus (lesser Egyptian jerboa), 4395 nucleotides. RefSeq names its product SLIT and NTRK like family member 5 (gene Slitrk5). The record is from RefSeq and is a predicted model, not a curated record. NCBI's taxonomy places the organism in Eukaryota, Metazoa, Chordata, Mammalia, Rodentia, Dipodidae. Gene Ontology annotation, biological process: regulation of presynapse assembly; axonogenesis; positive regulation of synapse assembly. Gene Ontology annotation, molecular function: protein binding. The transcript is spliced from 2 exons. Bases 120 to 3080 code for a protein of 986 amino acids. Gene Ontology annotation, cellular component: membrane.